This is a messenger RNA of Clarias gariepinus (North African catfish), 2158 nucleotides long. It is a transcript of the gene ndor1, whose product is annotated as NADPH dependent diflavin oxidoreductase 1. The transcript has 14 exons. The record is from RefSeq and is a predicted model, not a curated record. Gene Ontology annotation, molecular function: NADPH-hemoprotein reductase activity; FMN binding; flavin adenine dinucleotide binding. Gene Ontology annotation, cellular component: cytosol. Lineage: Eukaryota; Metazoa; Chordata; Actinopteri; Siluriformes; Clariidae. The coding region runs from base 19 to 1809 and encodes 596 amino acids.
CUUGCCUAGUGUGACAUUAUGUCGAGUCACACACUACUGCUUCUGUACGGGAGUCAGACGGGCACGGCCCAGGACACGGCCGAGAGGAUCGGUCGUCAGGCACAGAGGAGGAGGAUUGCAGUCCGAGUGCAAGCUCUGGACACAUACAAUGUGGUGAAUCUGAUAUCGGAGGCUCUUGUGGUGUUUGUUUGCUCCACGACAGGGCAGGGUGACCCGCCAGACAACAUGAAGAACUUCUGGCGGUUUCUGUUCAGGAAGUCGUUACCCUCGGGAUCUCUGUGUCGCUUGGACUACGCAGUCCUCGGCCUUGGUGACUCCUCGUAUUCUAAGUUCAACUUUGUGGCUAAGAAGCUCUAUAAGCGUCUGCUGCAGCUUGGUGCUAAUGCGCUACUUCCUGUUGGCCUGGCUGAUGAUCAGCAUGAUUUGGGGCCGGAUGGAGUGAUCGAUCCGUGGUUAAAUUUGUUCUGGCAGAAAGUUCUGACUCUUUAUCCUCCCCCGAGCAACUUAAGCCCCCUUCGUGACGAAGAUCUACUUCCCCCUCGUUAUGUUUUCCACUUCCUGGAUGAUGCUACAGAGAAGCCGGUUGUGAAGCCCUCGCUAGCAGACGGCCAGGCUCCGCCCUCUUCAGCCCGUCCCUUCCCGGCUCGAGUGGUGUCCAAUCAGAGAGUAACGGCCCCUGGUCACUUCCAGGAUGUGAGGCAUAUCGAGUUUGACAUCACAGGCUCAAACAUCCAGUACAGCGCGGGCGAUGUGCUGAUGAUGAGGCCGUGUAAUUCCCCAGAAGACGUGGAUCAGUUUUGCCAGCUACUCAGACUCAACCCUGACCAUUACUUUGUACUCACAGCCACAGAUAACGACACAGCUCCUGUCCCUGUGCGUCUCCCCCAGCCGUGCUCCAUCAGGUUCCUGGUGCAAGAGUUUUUGGACAUCGCCGCAGUGCCGCGGCGCUCUUUCUUUGAGCUGCUCGCCACAUUCACCACUAACGAGCUGGAGCGCGAGAAACUGCUAGAGUUCAGCUCGGCACAGGGUCAAGACGAGCUGCACAGUUACUGCAACAGACCACGACGUACAGCUCUGGAGGUCCUGGCAGACUUUCCUCAUACAACCGCCGAGCUGAAUGUCAACUAUCUGCUUGAUUUAUUUCCUGAAAUCCAGCCUCGCUCUUUCUCCAUAGCUUCUUCUGUCCUGGCACAUCCUAAUCGAAUCCAGAUCUUGGUGGCAGUGGUGAAGUAUAAAACCAGACUCGUCAAGCCCCGUAAAGGCCUUUGCUCUUCCUGGCUGGCAUCUCUGGAAUCCUCUUCUGGUGACGUCUGUGUGCCUUUAUGGGUGAAGAAGGGUGGCCUAAAGUUCCCUCAGGACCCUGACAGCCCUGUGUUAAUGGUAGGGCCUGGAACGGGAGUUGCUCCAUUCAGAGCUGCCAUACAGGAGAGAGUAGCUCAGGGGAAAACAGCUAACGUCCUGUUCUUCGGUUGCCGCUCCGAGUCCAAAGACUUCUACUGUCGCAAUGAAUGGGAGCAGAAAAUCCAGGCAGGUCACAUGACCCUGUUCACUGCCUUCUCCAGAGAUCAGGAGGAUAAAGUCUAUGUUCAGCACAGAGUAAAGGAACAGGCCAAACUGUUGUGGGACCUGAUUGUGAACAGAAACGCUUUCUUCUACAUAGCAGGGAAUGCCAAGCAGAUGCCCACGGCCGUGUGUGACGCGCUCAAAGAGGCUUUUCAGCAGGAGGGAGGUCUAUCAGAGAGCGAAGCUCAGGAAAUGCUGGACACCAUGGAGAAAACUGGACGCUUUCAGAGUGAAACCUGGUCCUGAUCAGCACACGUACAGUGCAUACAUCAUAUCUUCUGGGUCCACAUGGCCUUUAGUACCAAAGGAAUACUAAAGUCAAAUGAAUACACGCGGCUCUGUGCAGCUGAGGACACGACGUACAGAUUGAGACUUGUAUCACUGAUACACACGCAACACUUACAUGUACAAUGUUACAUGCUAUGAAAAGAGUCAGGGUUUUUAUUAUGAGUGCAGUUUUAUCUCCUUGGCAGCAGAGGGCCCUAACGAUAAAUAUUCCACCAUAUCAACAGUAAUAACCCAUUUUUGGAUUUGAAUAUUUAAUGUCCCUGAUUAUUUGAACGAGUAAACAAUAAAGCUGUGUGAUCUAAUGGAA